Molecule: messenger RNA, 2208 nt
Organism: Debaryomyces fabryi
Lineage: Eukaryota; Fungi; Ascomycota; Pichiomycetes; Serinales; Debaryomycetaceae
Exons: 1
Coding region: 1-2208 (735 amino acids)
Molecular function (GO): protein binding
Source: RefSeq, a predicted model, not a curated record
AUGAUUCCCUUAAGACAAUUAGUGUAUAAGAGCUUGCCUAGGACUAGUAUUCUCAGGACUAGAGCUCAGGUUUUGGUAGGUAGUCGUUUCCAAUCAACUGUUCAAACUCCAAAUAAUGAAGUGAAAGUUGUGAAUGAAAAACAGCCUUUCCAAGGAAAAAGAAAGGCAUCCAAGUUCAAACCUGUAAAUAACAAAUUAAGGGACAUUAGUAGCCAAAUUCGUGCAUCUGUGAACUCAUCCAGCAAUGACUUAACAGAAUCUAUUGAAAUUUUAGAGGAAGGAUUGAGCUAUUUGCGUGAAAUUCAACAAGUGGAAGGUCUUAGUGAUGAGACUAUUUUCUCAAUUUUCCAACCAAUUUUAGCUUCUAUUAUAGAUAAAUCUUUGGAUCCAUCGUAUAAUAAUACCGGUAGCAGAUCAGUCAAUGAAAUUUUGGAUAUUUUCAUUUCAUAUAAUGUUGCCCAUGCAUAUCAUUUCAGUAGGGCCAUGAUUCAUGAAUUGAAAAGUGGCGAAGAAAGAAAAGUUAUGUAUGAGAAUGUUUUACAAUAUUGGGUUAAGUUCAUUGAAUAUUCAAAGACUUCUAAUAAUCCAUAUGUAUUUAAGAUGUACAGGGUUUUAAGAGAAAAUAGCUUCCAUCAGCAUGACAUCAAGAACCUUGCUUACUAUGCAUAUGUUCAAUCAUGUUUAUUGCAAGACCUUAAAUAUGAUUUCAAAGAUGCAUUGAAAUUAUUACAAACUGAGGAAUUACCAGAAAUUUUUCAAAUUAAGAGAACUAUUAUGUCAUUAGGUUUAAAUAAGUCAUUAAGUAAAGACUUCCAAUUAUUCGAAAAGAAAUUAGAAGCAUUCAACCUUGAAUCGUUGGAUCCUAAUGGAUCUAUUAUUAUUAAUAAGAUCAACAAUGCUAUUAUUCAUUCCGAUACUAACUUACUCAAUAAAGUAUAUGAACAAAUGCAAGAUGCCUCAAUCAAAAACAAUAAACCAAUAAAUGAAAAUACUUUAAUUAGAUUAAUGAAUGGCUAUUAUGAAUGUCAAUCGCAUUCCAAAGUCUUCCAGGUUUUCCAACAAAUGAUUCAGAACGGUAUUGAAAAGCCAAGUAUAGCUUCUUGGGACUUUGUCAUAAGAUCAAUGGGCCAUCCUAGCUAUAUUCGUGGUUUGACGAAAGAACAGAGAGACACAACUGUUACUAAUAUCGAGAGAACAGUCCAAACUAUUGUUGGCAAUGGUACAGAAUUAACCCCUAAGACCUUGUCAAUUAUUGUAGGUUGUUUUGCAAACUUGAACAGAUUUGACAAAGUCGACGAAUAUUUGAAUAAAUAUAGUACUGAAGGUGAAGGUUCUUUGAAAGUCAUUCAUACUGCCAAUAACAAUAUUUUGAUUGGGCUCUUAUUAAAUAAGAAAAUUGCUGAAGCUGAGCAAAAAUUGAAAGAAUUAAUGGCCAAUGGAUCUAACUACGUUCCUUCAACAACCACAAUGAAUUCCUUCAUUAACCAUUACGCUAAGACUAAGAAUUAUAAAGCUGUUGAUGGUAUUUUGAAAUUUAUGAAACAAUAUAAUAUACCUGAUGAGGUUGGUACCUAUACCAUUAUAAUUGACUUAUAUUUCAAAUUACAUCGUGAGAAAGGUUUUGCUCCAGAUAUUCAAGAAUUAUUAUCCAGCUUUAAAAAUGCAGGUGUUAAUGGUCUUCAAAUCAAUGAGUAUACUCUUGCUACUCUUAUCGAUGGGUUAGUCAAAGAUGGUACUAAUUUAGCAGCCGCAAGGGUAUUGUACGAUCAUAUUUCCAAGAAGAACAAGCUCUCACCGCAAACCAUGACGUCAAUGAUGAAAGGUGAAUUAGAUUAUGGGUUAAUUGGUAAUGCGGAGACAAUUUUUGACAAAUACAUUAAAACAGUGAGAAAUGACGCUAGAAUUUGGAAUUUAAUGAUCAAAUCUUUAUUAGCCAAGCAUGACAAUUUAGCUUUAGAUUACUAUUUGAGAUUCAAGGAACAAUCUAAGUUGAACUUGAAGGUCCAACCCAAUUAUUAUACCUUUUAUUUCUUACUUUCUCAUUUCUUGAAGAAGGGUAAGACAGAACAGGUUCAGUUUUUGAUAAAUGAAAUGUCAAAUAUGACUAGUAGCGAAUUAGGGUAUGAAUUACCAAAGAUUCUUCGCUCAUUGACAGAUAAGUAUAAGAUUCCAUCAAAUUUAUUACACGAAAUUAAUAAGUCUAAUUAA